AUGAAUGGGGCCUCUUCAGGGCCAUCUCAGUCUCCGCGAAGCCUGAAACAGCAGCGGUUCUGUGUUUCUCCGCGGCAGAUACGCAGUCCUGGCGGCGAAGGCGCCGCCCGGGAGAUCAGUUUUGGCCGCAGUACAGGCGACUCCGAAGGGUCUUCGGACGAGGAUAUAUUCAAUGUGCGGAAAAAGGCCAAGACAGAGCGCAAGACAACACCAAAAUCCAUUAAAGAAACCAAUUCGAUAACUUCUUUACUGUCUACGGCUGUGCAGGCGCGGUCGAAGGACAAGCUGAGCAAGGAUCUGGGAUUCGACCUGGAUUCUGCUCUAAAAGUGACAUCGAUCAGCAGAAAGCACGAGAAAGUGAUGCAGCUAAGACGCGAGGAGGACGAAAUAGACCGCAUGGUGGAAAAAAGCGAGGCAGAACUGCGGCAACAGCAGCAGGCUGCCCAGGAACUGGACAAACAGAUCCUUGCGCGGGUGGACCCGUCGCAGAAGAGCUAUAUCGAGCACCUCCGAGAACGGAUGCUAAACGGCGAUGCGGCCGUCACAGACGUGUGUUUUCUCGAUAAACCAGGGUUAUAUGGCAAGACGUCUACCACAAGGCUCGAGCUGCUGCCGGAGACCCUGCUGGGAGAGGGGCGCUGGUACUUGGACCGAAAAACGUUAAGCUUGGACGUGAUUACCGAUUUCAUGCAGCUCUCAGCGACCAGUGUGUGGCGAAUGUUGCAGACGGACCUCAGCAACGAGAUUGUGGCUGACGAGGGCCUUAUUCGCGAUUUUAUGCUGGCCGACGGGAUGGUGGGCCACAGAGCAGAGUUCAAGAUCGAGUCGAAAAAAAGUUUCCCCCACGUAACCACACAGGUGAUGAAGUUGCAGUUUCUGCUAUCGCUGGUGCGCUCGUCCAAAACGAAAACGGCAGGUUUGCCUGAGUUGCGCGCGUUCGUCACCAUUGUCGUCCGUCUGCUCGUUGACUCGCGUGUCAAUGAGCCCAACGUCGACGACUACAUCUGUUUGGGCCAAGGAAGCGUGCAUGCCAUUCAGCUGCUCAACGAGAUGCUUGUGAGUCUCGGGCAGUGGUAUUUCGAGCUUUUUGAGCGGCCGUUUUCCGAACUUGCUCGCGAAUGGGUCCGGCUGGUGUGCGACAUCGUCGACAACGAGCUUGGCGCGCACGUAACGCUCGUCCACCGUCUUAUUUGCAACGUGCAGCAGCUAACGGUCCCGAUCCUGCGCUACCUUAAACUCUGGCUAAUAUUCAAGUUUCUCAUCGAAAAGACUGCCAACGACGAGUCCAAGCUCGACUCUGCCGGGCUGCAAGGCCUGUCCCGGCAACUACUGACGUACGCGUUUGAAAAAGAGGACAUGGUAGCUGCGCUGUACCAUUUCACCCGCAUUUUCAGCCAGUGCUCGCUAAAAUUGGCCGCCGAAACCCGCACUAGCCCGACGUUGCAGGAUACGCUUGCGCGUCUCAAGCUGUACCAGAUGGCGGUGUUCAUGACGUUGGGGUGGCUGAAAACCUCGCUGCUCAACAAAAGACUCGGCUUCUCGCUCAACGAGGCCACAUACUACUCGACCGACUACUACGAGCGGCUGCAACUGGACCUGUCCGGGGUGCCCGAAAACGAAUAUCUAUUACACCACAUCAAGUUCUAUAUCAACAUGGUCAAGAACAGGUAUUUCCGCAACUACAGCGGCGCAAUUCUGCCAACGGUGACGGAGUGCGUUGCCGUUCUGACCAACGUUCUGGCGCGGAUCGAGCGCGAGCUCACAAUGCCCGAGAUCUUCACCGACUGA
This is a messenger RNA of Ogataea parapolymorpha DL-1, 1788 nucleotides long. RefSeq lists its product as uncharacterized. The coding region runs from base 1 to 1788 and encodes 595 amino acids. The record is from RefSeq and is a predicted model, not a curated record. The transcript has a single exon. NCBI's taxonomy places the organism in Eukaryota, Fungi, Ascomycota, Pichiomycetes, Pichiales, Pichiaceae.